AUGAGACAAGCAGGUGCAUAUUCUGGGAUACUAUGUGGGGGCAUUUCUGGAAGAACAGGGCCACACUCUUUGCCAUUGGCAAGGAUCAAGAAGAUCAUGAAAAAAUCUGGUGAAGAUGUUAAGAUGAUUUCUGGUGAGGCACCUAUUGUUUUCUCAAAGGCUUGUGAGCUCUUCAUUGAGGAACUUACUAGAAGGUCUUGGAUCGUCGCCAUCCAUGGAAAGAGGAGAACCUUGCAUAAAGAUGACGUCGCAUCCGCCGUCGUCGCCACUGAUAUCUUUGACUUUUUGGUCACUUUGGUGUCUCAUAAUCAUGGAUGUGCUUUGAAUAAUAAUGCCAAUAAUGAUGGUGCUGUUAUGGAAAUUCAGACAUUACAGUAUUCUUAAGCUGUCUUUGAAAAUUAUUUGAAAAUAUAAAUACAAAGAGAUAUUA
Arachis duranensis is the source of this 430-nucleotide messenger RNA. Its product is annotated as nuclear transcription factor Y subunit C-1-like. Gene Ontology annotation, cellular component: nucleus. Gene Ontology annotation, molecular function: protein heterodimerization activity; DNA-binding transcription activator activity, RNA polymerase II-specific. Gene Ontology annotation, biological process: regulation of DNA-templated transcription. The record is from RefSeq and is a predicted model, not a curated record. The transcript has a single exon. Lineage: Eukaryota; Viridiplantae; Streptophyta; Magnoliopsida; Fabales; Fabaceae. Bases 1 to 384 code for a protein of 127 amino acids.